Messenger RNA from Mastomys coucha (southern multimammate mouse), 4217 nucleotides. It is a transcript of the gene Fzr1, whose product is annotated as fizzy and cell division cycle 20 related 1. The transcript is spliced from 16 exons. Gene Ontology annotation, cellular component: anaphase-promoting complex. Gene Ontology annotation, molecular function: protein binding; ubiquitin ligase activator activity; anaphase-promoting complex binding. Lineage: Eukaryota; Metazoa; Chordata; Mammalia; Rodentia; Muridae. Gene Ontology annotation, biological process: positive regulation of anaphase-promoting complex-dependent catabolic process; positive regulation of ubiquitin protein ligase activity; anaphase-promoting complex-dependent catabolic process. The coding region runs from base 277 to 1758 and encodes 493 amino acids. The record is from RefSeq and is a predicted model, not a curated record.
AGGCGCGGUGACGCGCUGGGCGGCGGGGCCGGUCGCGGGCGCGCGCGCGGCCUGCGGGACAGAUUGGGGGAGGGAGUCGGGUUGCCGCUGAGUUCCGCCAUAUUAGCGACCGCGGAGGCUGGGGGAUUCCCGGGAGCGGCGGCGGCGGGGCCUGGCGCAGCGGCGGGGCCUGGAACGGGUGCGGCGAGUUCCUGGGACCGGCGGGAACCGGCGGGAGCCGGCUGGCUACCGGAGCGAGGCAGGCUACCCUCAGCUGCGGGCCCCGCCCCGCCCGCCAUGGACCAGGACUAUGAGCGAAGGCUCCUGCGACAGAUCAUCAUCCAAAAUGAGAACACAGUGCCAUGUGUCUCAGAGAUGCGGAGAACCCUGACACCAGCCAACUCCCCAGUGUCCUCGCCCAGCAAGCACGGUGACCGCUUCAUCCCCUCCAGGGCUGGGGCCAACUGGAGUGUGAACUUCCACAGAAUCAAUGAAAAUGAGAAGUCCCCCAGCCAGAACCGCAAAGCCAAGGAUGCCACCUCUGACAAUGGCAAAGAUGGCCUGGCUUACUCCGCACUAUUGAAGAAUGAGCUGCUGGGCGCUGGCAUUGAGAAGGUACAGGACCCACAGACAGAGGAUCGGCGGCUGCAGCCGUCCACACCAGAGCACAAGGGUCUCUUUACGUAUUCUCUCAGCAGCAAGCGUUCAAGUCCAGAUGAUGGCAAUGAUGUGUCCCCGUAUUCUUUGUCCCCUGUUAGCAACAAAAGUCAGAAGCUGCUGCGGUCACCACGGAAGCCCACUCGGAAGAUCUCCAAGAUUCCCUUCAAGGUGCUGGACGCACCAGAGCUUCAGGACGACUUCUACCUCAACCUGGUGGACUGGUCCUCCCUCAAUGUGCUCAGUGUGGGGCUGGGCACCUGCGUGUACCUGUGGAGUGCAUGCACCAGCCAGGUGACCCGGCUCUGUGACCUCUCUGUAGAAGGGGACUCAGUGACUUCUGUGGGCUGGUCUGAGCGGGGGAACCUCGUCGCAGUAGGCACACACAAGGGCUUCGUGCAGAUUUGGGAUGCUGCUGCUGGGAAGAAGCUGUCCAUGUUGGAGGGCCACACCGCACGUGUGGGGGCGCUGGCCUGGAAUGCUGACCAGUUGUCAUCUGGUAGCCGUGACCGCAUGAUCCUACAACGGGAUAUCCGCACACCACCCCUGCAGUCAGAGCGGCGGCUACAGGGUCACCGGCAGGAAGUGUGUGGCCUAAAGUGGUCCACAGACCACCAGUUACUUGCCUCGGGAGGCAAUGACAACAAGCUGCUCGUGUGGAACCACUCAAGUCUAAGCCCUGUGCAGCAGUACACGGAGCACCUGGCAGCUGUGAAAGCUAUUGCCUGGUCCCCACACCAGCAUGGACUGCUGGCAUCCGGUGGUGGCACGGCUGACCGCUGUAUCAGGUUCUGGAACACUCUGACAGGCCAGCCACUGCAGUGCAUUGACACAGGCUCACAAGUGUGCAACCUGGCCUGGUCCAAACACGCCAAUGAGCUGGUGAGCACACAUGGCUACUCACAGAACCAGAUCCUCGUGUGGAAGUACCCAUCCCUUACGCAGGUGGCCAAGCUCACAGGCCACUCGUAUCGUGUCCUCUACCUGGCCAUGUCUCCUGAUGGGGAGGCCAUCGUCACCGGAGCUGGAGAUGAGACCCUGCGGUUCUGGAACGUCUUUAGCAAAACACGCUCUACAAAGGAAUCUGUGUCUGUGCUCAACCUCUUCACUCGGAUCCGAUAGACCCCGCAGGCGGGAUGUGAAGCCCCACAGGCAGAGAUGGAGUAACCAGCAUGCAUGGACCCUGCUGUGCCUGCCUUCCCAGAGGCAUCUGGCAGGCGGGAGCCAGAGACCCCAGAGUCUCAUUAAAUGCCUCAUUGUGAGCUGUGGAGCCAGUGUCUGGGGACACGGGGACACGGCGGGGACACUUGCCACCUAUUACCACUGCCCAAGCCAUAUUGGACACAGCUGAACAGGAGGCUGAGAUCCCGUCAAACCCCAAACCCAGUGUUACCUUGGGACCUGGGGACCAGAGCCAUUGUGCUCCUCCCUGCAGCUACCCAGCGUCAACCAAGCCAGAACAUCACGUCCUGGGAGGCGCUGGCAGGGACCUGUGCCUCUUGCCCUGUGGUGACUCUCAAUUGCAUUGUCACCCUGUGUCUGUGUGUGCGCCUUCUGUAACCCUUCCGUGGGUGUCAGCUUGCCCUGUCUCUAGCCAGCUGCCUUGUCUGCCUUGUUGUCUGCCUCUUCCUGGCCUCCUCUAAGCUUCCUGGGCCUCCCUGUCUUCAGACCCCAUUUCUACUGCCCCUCCUCACCUGGGAAUCCCCAGUAUGGUGGCAGUGGCCUAUGGUGUGUGCACGUGUGUAUAUAUGUAUUUGUGACACCUUGGGGUCUGUCUCCUGUGUUUUGUUGACUUGUCCCAAGAAUGCUGAUGGCUGGAGAAGCCACUGGGACACAGGUCACUAUGGGGUUGGCUGCCUGCAGGCCUUAGGGAGUCAUAGCCUCCUGUUGGAUUCUUAAUUGAAGCCCCAGCUAGUGGGUUCUGCAUUUACCAGUUCAAGGUCCAGGGCCAUCCGCUACUGUUCACAAGCUAUAUCCCAAAACAAAAUGCCCAAGUGGGGACCUCAAGAUGUGCACUGGUGCCACAUGCCCUUGUGACCUCUGGCUAGUGGGAACCCUGCUGGGCACACACUGUACAUGCAGGGGAUAUAGAUGCAGCCUGCCUUCUGAUUCCUGUACCAGCCCUGGACAGAGCAGCCAGCUGUGACUGUCAGGGUCAUGAAGGGUGAGGGCUUGCGUGUGGGUCAGGGUUGGGCUGGACACAAUUGAGCUACACUCAGGUGAGUCAGAGGGGAGGGAGGGGGUCAGGACUGCAGGCAGGGAGGGGCUGUUGCUCAGGCUCCCACCCAACAGCAGUGUCCUGGGUAAGCUGGCCCAGACCCUGACCCCACAAGCCUGACUGGAGCAGAACAAGCUUGGCAUAUUGGUGACCAGAGAGGGGGAAGUGAUAUCUGCUGAGGAAACAGGAACCUAAGUGGAGUACCGCCUGUACAGACCGUAAAGGGUUGACUAAGCUUUGAGAUUGGUUGUGUUGCCUUUAUUGUCAUGACAUACACAGGAUGCACUAACAGAAUGAGCAGACCCAGGGCUCUGCAUCAAUGAUUCCAGAGCAUUCUCACCAACCAAAGACCCUGGGUAUCCACUUCCUGUCACGGAGCCCAUACUUUGUGGUCCUUGUCUCUGGGUCCCUUUGCUGAGCACCUUGGCCGCCCAAGAGCCCUUCCUUGGACAUGGGGGGGGGGGCAGGCUCCAGAAGAUAAUGACCUCCUGCUGUGGGACAGGGAGGGAAUACUCUGGUCUCAGCCCCACACCAGGAAGUAAGCUGAGGUCACGGGCUGGCUGCCCACUUCCCUGUUGCUGGGAUACCUUUGUCCCUGUCAACAAUGGCUCCAGGGCCUUGGUGAUUAGAGCCUCUGGGAAGGUAGGGCCAGACAUGGAAAACUUGAGGCGGGAGGCUAAUCGGCCCUCUGUUCCCUCAGGCACUCUUGAACUCUACUUCCCUGACCAUCUCUACCGCAAUGACUACUUGUCCCUGGAGGGGCCCCGUUGGGCGCCGGCCACCAAGCAAGCCGUGCGCUGGAAAUUCACACCCAUGGGACGGGACGCGGCCGGCCAGGUUUGGUUCACCGGCCUAACCAACUCGAACCCAUGCGAUGCCUGGUACAUGCUGCCCCGCGCACUCUUCACUCCGUACCGCGAGGCCCACACGCGGUGGAACGGCUGCUUCCAGAGUCGCCAGCGUGGGUUGCCACCCGGUGAGUAUCCCACCCCCGGUCGUGCACAACCGCGGGUCUCACGCUGACCCCCCUCCCUUCCGCGCCUCCCCGCAGCCUACACACAGCACUUGCGGGAGAUGGCCUUCUGGGACCCCGCGAUACCCGCGCAGUACCUCAACCCGGGCACGCGCUGGGGGUGUCUGCAGUGGAGGGACAGGCAAAUCCGCGGCAAGGAGUUUGUGGUCACCAGGAACCAGUUCGGGGCAGAGCUGCCCCGGCGGUCGGACUAUGUACCGCACCUGUCACCGCCACAGCGGCCGCGCUUCACCGCGCAGGACUUCAGACAGCGGGGCCUGGAGAGGCCUUGCCCGGCCACCGGCCAGCCGCCCCCGGCUUUCACACCCACGCUCUGAUAAAGCUGUGCUA